UCGGAAUCGACUACCCCUAGUCAAUAACCUAGUGCUCCACAUUGUCGGUGUUCGUUUACCGUGACCUGACACAAGCUCAUGUGCUACCCGGUACGCAGCGAUCGAUCAUAACCUAAAAGCCUAGAUAAACAACGCCAAAAAUUAUUCCGCAUCACAGAAACCAUCCGUCGUAAAAUCAGAAAUGGGUACGUACGAGGAUUUCCUGAAGCUUCACCAGCCGCAGUUCGUCGCCUCCCAGAUCCCGGAGCUCUUCUGGCCGAAGAUAUGGGAGAAGCUGAAGAAUCAGGUCUUCGAUGCAGGUCUGUACUUUAGCAUUGCUCAAAUAGACUACGAGGACAGCCCCAAGGGUCCAAAAGACCCGGUGUACAAGCUCUUCCUCUCCGGAGAGACGGCAAUGUCCUGCAGCGAACCAAAUAACGUCUUUCUAAUCGAUCACGCCUGGACAUACGAUGUCACUACCGCUCGAAUUCACCUGAACAAAGUCCCAGGUCUAUUAGACCGCAUGUGCACCAUAAUGGGCCACUCCUCCCCCUCCGAAUCCAAAGAUCAAAAACUUGAAUUUAUUCUCCGAGAGAUGUGGAGGUACAAUCAAUUCUUAACGAUAAACUCCGACAGCGUAGAGGAGAGAUUACCUCUCUGGUAUAUAAUGGACGAAGUAGGCUCAGCAAUUAAUCAUAACGACUCUCCAAACUUUCGAGUUGUCCCUAUCUUACACUUAACGGAAGGAAUAACUUAUUCCGUCUUAUUUCCCAGAAGGGAUGUAGAAGUGAACGAAGAAAUCACUAGAGACUUCAUCGAAAAUCAAACGAAUGAUCCAGAAUUGCGACGUGCACUGCUCAUACCCUGGGUGGAUGCAGAUUUUAGUAGUGAAGAUUUCCGUCAAACAGAACCCGAGGAUGAUUAUUUUAUGAGUGGUAGACGCGAAGAAACUUUACCAAUACUUCACGUCUCGGAAAAAUUCAUUCAUAAUAACUAUCCUAGUGAAAAAAAACUGAAAGUUUUCACCGAGUACAAGUACGUAAGGGAUUAUUUAACAGACAGCUCAUUCGAAUUAACUGACAGCGAAGAUGAUGCUGAUGUACUCUGGUACAUGGAUCACUUCAAAGAUUACAAAACUCUGAGUACAAAAUUUCCUCAAGUACUUGUGAAUCAAUUUCCCUUUGAAAAUGUUUUAACUGUGAAGGAUUUAUUAUCAAUAAUCUGCCGACGUAAGGACGGUGAUGGGAAAUAUGAAGUUGAAACUUUGAAGACAUGUCCAAGAUGGUUGCCAACUACGUACAAUCUCAGUGCUGAACUUAUUAAGUUUGUAUCAUACUUUCAAAAUCGGAAGAUUAAGGAACUCGAUAAUCACUGGAUAUGCAAGCCAUGGAACUUGGCAAGGGGAAUAGACAUUCAUCCAACUAAUAAUUUGAAUCAUAUACUUCGGUUACCCAGCACUGGUCCAAAAGUUGUGCAGAAGUAUGUAUCAUCGCCAGUGCUUUAUGAUAGGCCAGACGUUGGUAAAGUUAAGUUUGACGUUAGAUAUGUCGUGCUACUGAGCUCAGUGAAGCCACUCAAAGCUUAUGCUUACACAAGUUUUUUUCUACGUUUUGCUAAUCGUCCAUUUGCACUUGAUAAUUUUGACAUUUACGAACAGCAUUUUACGGUUAUGAAUUACUCGGAUGAAUCACCACUUCAUCAUGUCAAAUGUGAGGAUUUUGUUAAUGAGUGGAGUAAAAUGUAUCCUGAUUUUGAUUGGAGGAAAUAUGUUGAACCGAAGAUUCUGAAAAUGUUGUGGGAAGUGUUUGAAGGUGCUUGUGCUCAGGAACCACCCAGAGGAAUUGGACACAAUCCUCAGAGCAGAGCUGUUUAUGCUGUUGAUCUCAUGCUGGAGUGGGAUGAUAACGAUAUGCAACCGAUUUUACUGGAGUUCAAUUUUUCGCCUGAUAACAAAAGAGCUUGUGAAUAUUAUCCUGAAUUCUACAAUGACAUCUUCAAGUGCCUGUUCCUAGGAGAUGAUAAUCCCAGUGUCUUUCAUGAUUUAUCCAGUCUGUGAUCAGUGAUAAAAAUGAAGAAUGGAAACUGAUACUUUCGCUUAAGGUACGAAUAGAAAAUUGCAUGAAGGAUGAAUGAUUUAUUACGGAGUAAAAAGGUUUCUUUUGAAAUUGAAUAUUAAAUAGUUUAUUAUUAUGAAAGUGAUAGUAAUUCUUUUAGGACCUAAUGACACGAUAAAACGAGAAAUAA
Messenger RNA from Diachasmimorpha longicaudata, 2223 nucleotides. It is a transcript of the gene TTLL12, whose product is annotated as tubulin--tyrosine ligase-like protein 12. Gene Ontology annotation, cellular component: cytoplasm. NCBI's taxonomy places the organism in Eukaryota, Metazoa, Arthropoda, Insecta, Hymenoptera, Braconidae. The transcript is spliced from 2 exons. The coding region runs from base 182 to 2035 and encodes 617 amino acids. The record is from RefSeq and is a predicted model, not a curated record. Gene Ontology annotation, biological process: protein modification process.